CCCAGCGGGGAGACGGAGAGUCCACGCAGAAAGCAGGCGCUCUCGCGCGCCCGUCACCUGGAGAGGAGAGGAGAGGAGACGAUCAUAACACGCACGCACGGAACGCCCUUCGCAUGUCAGUGGAUCUACAAGUACGGCCAGGAUGCGCACGCGUGCGCCACUUUUUCUUUUUCUUUUUCUUUUCCUCUCUCCACGCGCGUCUUUAUCCCGCUUAAUCAAUCAGUCACUCAGCAGCCGCGUGUUUCCAAGGCGGCAGCUGAUUGAUUGAUCUCUCUCUCUCUCUGUUCUAUUAUUUCCACGGGGGGCGGGGGAAGCGGCUGCGCCCUCCCUGCCUGCUGCUGCUGUUGCUGCUGCUGGUCCAUCAUCUUGGGCACCAGCAGCAGCUUCUCCGCACCGUCUCCCGCUGUUCCAGCCAAGAGAUCGGAACCCGGCACGCUCACCGUGUGUUUUGCGUGUUGUUUGUUUUGUUUUUUUUGCGAUGCGCGUAGCCGUGCAGCAGCAGAUUUAAAAGCGCGCUCUGGCGAUGCUGCUGCAAAUGAGCGCGGAAACGGGGGGAGCCGCGGACGGGUUUCUUCUGGACGUCUAGGGCUUUUUGCUCAAGGAGGAGGCUCUUGGAUGAUGCGCCUUCUGCUCUCGGGCCGCUUUCCGACGCCGCGUCUUUCGGAGCGCUUCGCCGGCGACGUGAUCCAUGUCCCAUUGUCAGUCCGAGCGUCACCACCACCACCACCAUGUCCCCAGCCUCAGCCGCCACAGCCAGUGAGAGCAGCACCACCACGGUGCCGGAGGAGGAGGCGGACAGCGCUCGGGAGGAGCAGCGUCCUCAGAAACAGUCCCUGAGCAAGUCGCUGUGCAGGGAGACCCACUGGAAAUGUCUGCUGCUCUCCUUGCUCAUGUACGGUUGCAUAGGAGCCAUGACCUGGUGUCACGUGACCAAGGUGACUCGGCUCACCUUCGACAGCGCAUACAAGGGGAAAUCCAUGAUGUACCACGACAGUCCCUGUUCCAAUGGCUACAUCUACAUUCCCUUGGCCUUCCUAGUCAUGCUCUACGUGGUCUACCUUGUGGAGUGCUGGCACUGCUACACCAGGAAUGAGCUACAGUACAAGGUGGACGUGGAGAACGUGUGCGAACGCAUCCAGAGGAUGCAGCAAGCCACGCCAUGCAUCUGGUGGAAGGCAAUCAGCUACCACUAUGUGCGCAGGACCCGGCAGGUCACCCGCUAUCGCAACGGAGAUGCGUAUACUACCACCCAGGUCUACCACGAGAGGGUGAACACGCAUGUGGCGGAGGCUGAGUUUGACUACAGCAAUUGUGGGGUGAAGGAUAUCUCGAAACACCUGCUGGGCCUGGAGAAUUUUGCCGUCACCAAGUUGAGGUUCACAAAGUGCUUUAGCUUCGCCAAUGUGGAGUCAGAGAACUCCUACUUGACGCAACGCGCCAGAUUCUUCACGGAGAACGAGGGCCUGGAUGACUACAUGGAGGCCCGGGAAGGAAUGCAUCUUAAGAAUGUAGACUUUAAAGAAUACAUGAUUGCCUUCUCUGAUCCAGACCACCUACCGUGGUACGUGUCUCACUAUGUAUUCUGGAUGUCAGCCUUCUUAACCCUGUCCUGGCCUCUGCGGGUGUUGACUGAGUACCGCACAGCAUACGUCCACUACCACGUGGAGAAGCUGUUUGGGUUUGACUAUGUCCCCAUGACCCCCUCGGACGAGCGGCCGUUCUGCCGCCACAUUCCCAGAGUCAACACCAUUGACAGCACGGAACUGGAGUGGCACAUUCGCUCCAAUCAGCAGCUGGUGCCCAGCUACUCGGAGGCCGUGCUCAUGGACCUCGCCCAGCUGUCCAGCUGCAACACCUACACUAUCUGUGGCUACCGGCAGAACUGCGAGCGGUGCCACCGGACCAUCAGCAGCUCGUCCAUCUUUUCCAGGAGCGCGCUCAGCAUAUGCAAUGGCAGCCCUCGUAUCCCUUUCAGCGCCAGCCGCUUCUCGCUGGGCCGCCUCUAUGGCUCGCGACGCAGCUGCUUCUGGAGGAGCCACAGCGGCAGCCUGAAUGAGCAGAACUGCCCCACGGAGAACACACGCUGCCUCUCCGGGCAGGUCACGAGCGAGGAGAAUCCCCCUCCCUAUCAGGAUGCUCUCUACUUCCCCGUGCUCAUCGUUCACCGGAACGAAGGCUGCCUCCAUCACAACCACAGGUCUCUACACAGAAAUGGCUCGUGUGUGGAGACUUCCUUAUAAAGACAUAAUAAAGCAAUU
Messenger RNA from Scleropages formosus (Asian bonytongue), 2258 nucleotides. It is a transcript of the gene tmem151ba, whose product is annotated as transmembrane protein 151Ba. NCBI's taxonomy places the organism in Eukaryota, Metazoa, Chordata, Actinopteri, Osteoglossiformes, Osteoglossidae. Bases 729 to 2240 code for a protein of 503 amino acids. The record is from RefSeq and is a predicted model, not a curated record. The transcript has 2 exons.